Messenger RNA from Trifolium pratense (red clover), 2667 nucleotides. RefSeq names its product zinc finger CCCH domain-containing protein 17. The record is from RefSeq and is a predicted model, not a curated record. Gene Ontology annotation, molecular function: metal ion binding. The transcript is spliced from 3 exons. The coding region runs from base 313 to 2406 and encodes 697 amino acids. Lineage: Eukaryota; Viridiplantae; Streptophyta; Magnoliopsida; Fabales; Fabaceae.
AACCAUUAAAAGUACAACAACAGAACACAAACAAACACAUACAAUAUGAUGUAGUAAAUCUUUAAUCUUAAAAUUUCUUGUCAAAAAAUCAAAAUUGCAUUAAAGCCCAUAAUAAUCACAUUCAUUCACUUACAUUACAUACUCUCUCUCUCUCUCUCUCUCUCUCUCUCUCUCAUCCCAAUUCCCAAUUUCUGUGGCGGCUCUCUCUCUACUAAUUCUCUUCUCAGAUUGAGAUUUGGAUCCAUCAAUUUCCCUUCUUCUUGUUCUUCUUCACCCGAUCUCUUUAUUGGGUUGGGUUUCAAUUUCAUAGCCAUGGUUGCCCAACAGCCGCAACUUCAGAUUCAGACUCAGCAACCUACACCUUCUCCUCAAGAUGAAGCUUUGAAGAGGAACACCGAUUGUGUUUACUUUCUUGCUUCUCCUUUGACAUGCAAAAAGGGAAAUGAAUGUGAGUACCGCCAUAGUGAGUAUGCUCGAGUCAAUCCUAGAGAUUGCUACUAUUGGUUGAAUGGUAACUGCUUGAAUCCCAAAUGUUCAUUUCGUCAUCCGCCUCUUGACGGGUUGUUAGGAACACCAACAGCAACCACUCCUGCUGGAACAUCGGUACCCGCGCCACAGAUUGCAGCGACAUCUGCAGCGCAUGCACCUUACAAUUCUAGUAAACAAGCCGUCCCUUGCAUUUUCUUCCAAAAGGGGUAUUGCUUAAAAGGUGACAGAUGUGCCUUCCAGCACGGACCGAUUCCUAACAAUGGCAGUAAAUUAGCUACACAGGGCUCACUGACCAACCAAGGAGCUGAGAAUCCAAGUUUUAAGAAACCUUUUGGCAGUAUUGAAAAACAUACGCAGGAAAGGAAAACUUCACAAGGAAACGUUGCAACUUUUGGAGGUGCUGAAGCUAAACCUGUCCAAAAAUUUGAAACUGCUCCGCAGAAAAAUAUAUUUAAAUUGGAGAAGCGUGUGGCACCGCCACCUGCAGGGUUUGAUAGUGAUGCUUCGAGAUUUAAGACACCUAGUUCUCCACCGCCGGCCAACGGGCCAAAUGUAUCCCGGUCUAAUCGUGUGCAUCAACCUCGUGUGCCGGAUGAUCACAGUUUCCAUAGUGGUAAGGACAGCGACGAGUUUCUCAGAGAAUCGUCUCCUGGGUUUGAUGUUCUUGUAGCUGAUGAGCUUAGGAAUUCUGAUUACUAUCAUGGGGAAGAUGAAUUUGGCAAAGCAAGAGGUCAAGAUGAAAGAGGCCUAGACUCUCUGAAUGAAUUCGAUGUAGGGCAUUCUUCUGAUUAUAGUUUAGCCGCUGAUAUUGAUCGAGAAAGAUUUCGUGGGCCUCAAGGUUAUGACUCGUAUGAUCACUUGCAAGAGCCAUAUGGUUGGGAUCCUAGAAAGGCAUCAGCCCAUAUAGAAAGAAGAACUCAUCACAGAUCUGGCAGUCCUCCUGACAGUGUUGAGGUGUCAGAUCUUCGACACCGUUUAUCCAAGCGCAGGAAGGGCAAUGGUCUAAAAUCUGUCGUUGCUCAUGAUUAUGCCCUUGAGAGCCAUGGUGAGGAGCGAAGUCAUCGAUUCCCUCGGAAGGAUUCACACCGGUUACCUUCGAAUGAGAGACCUGUCAAUAAUCGUUUCCGAGGGAGAAUAACACUUCCACCAAAUGGUGGGGACGGUCACCUAGAGAGGGACUUAGACAGAGGAAGGGACAUAGAGAGAGGAAGAGACUCAGACAGAGGAAGAAUCAGUAGCAGGCUAUCAUCUGGAAGGCUGCGAACCCCUCCCGAGGGAAGGUUCCACGAUAGAAUGAGAGGAAGGUUGUCAGAUGAUGAGAAGGGAGAGAGGGGAAACUUCAGAGGCCGAUCGAUGGGGGACCGAAGUGGGUUCUCUGCGCCUAAAAGUCUUGCUGAACUUAAAUAUGGGAGGAGCACUGAUAAUAAUGAGCAACAAUCAUUAGGAAAGAGAAAAAGCUUCAGGGAUCACCAGCAAUAUGAAGAUGAUGUACCAUUUGAAGGUCCAAAACCUCUUAGUGAAAUUCUGAAGGAAAAGAAAGGGGUCGGAGCUGGCGAAGCCUCCUCCCAGAGUCAAAAAUCAGCCUUCAAUAACAAUGAAGGAAUUACCGAAAACGGAGCAUUGCCCGAAACCGAAACCAAGGAAGACGAAUCCAAGAUUCAGGCUGCUGACGGAGUUGAAAAUACUGAUGCAACUCACGGUCAAUCAUCCGAAGAUGGAAUGAUAUACGACGAAGCUGCCGAAGAUCAGGAGUAUGAAGGUGAUGAUCAAAGAGAGGAGGGAGACUAUGAAUAUGAGCAAGGUGAUGAGGAGUACGACUACGAACAAGUCGAGGAAGGCGAAAAUCAAGAGCAAGAAUAUAUGGAAGAUGAAGAUGGGGAUGACUUUGCCAAGAAGAUUGGUGUUGUUCUUUCAUAAUUAUUAUGGAGAAGUUCAUAAACAUGUCUCUCUCUAUGAUGACUUAGCAGCAUUUUUAUGCUUUUGCAUGUAGAACUGAAUUGGGGCAUCUCAAUUUAUUUUCUUUGUAUUAAUUUUUACAGUGUUUUUGAAUCUGAUUGAGUGGAUAUUCUUAUUGUAAGAAAGUGGGGGCAUUUUGCUGUACUCUCAUGCAGAGUGCAAGCCUGUAACGUUAGAGAGUUAAUAAGAUUUGCAUUUACAAUACAGUUUCUUUCUAUAUGA